Molecule: messenger RNA, 2284 nt
Organism: Verruconis gallopava
Lineage: Eukaryota; Fungi; Ascomycota; Dothideomycetes; Venturiales; Sympoventuriaceae
Exons: 3
Coding region: 540-1604 (354 amino acids)
Biological process (GO): cellular response to oxidative stress; protein phosphorylation
Molecular function (GO): ATP binding; calcium/calmodulin-dependent protein kinase activity; calmodulin binding
Source: RefSeq, a predicted model, not a curated record
UGAAACAACUCACUUCGACCCCCAAGGCCGUGUUCUGUAUAUACAUACACGCAUAUAUAUAUACCUUACGCACUCGCAGCCCCUCGCUUCUAGGGACUGCGCAUCUGGACAGGGGCAAACACACGGUGCAUGGCAAAGCGCUUCCACUGAAACCUUCGACCGCUCCCGCUCCCGCAAAGCGCACCACUUCCGCCCCUCGACGCGAAUAGAAGAGACGAGCAGCCAGUCUGACAGCGGCCACUCGGUACCAGAACACGACAAUGGCAGCUCCAAACGCACGACCUGGCGCUCCACAGAUCCAGCCGUGCAGAUACAAGACUGGCAAGACGUUGGGAGCUGGCUCGUACUCGGUCGUCAAGGAAUGCGUCCACAUCGACACAGGCCGCUACUACGCUGCCAAGGUCAUAAACAAACGUCUGAUGGCCGGCAGAGAGCACAUGGUGUGUCCCUUGUCUUUUGCCGACUGUUUUCGAAAGCGUAUGAAAUGACAGCCGGGUUCGUAGGUCCGCAACGAAAUCGCCGUGCUCAAGAGGGUUUCAAUGGGCCACCAGAACAUCCUGACGCUGGUGGACUACUUCGAGACGAUGAACAACCUGUACCUCGUCACCGACCUCGCACUGGGCGGCGAGCUGUUCGACCGCAUCUGUCGCAAGGGCUCGUACUACGAGAGCGACGCCGCAGACCUGAUCCGUGCGACCUUGUCGGCGGUGGCGUACCUCCACGACCACGGCAUCGUGCACCGAGACCUGAAGCCGGAGAACCUGCUCUUCCGCACACCGGAGGACAAUGCCGACUUGCUGAUCGCCGACUUUGGCCUCAGCCGCAUCAUGGACGAGGAGCAGUUCCACGUGCUGACGACGACGUGUGGCACGCCAAGCUACAUGGCACCCGAGAUCUUUAACAAGAGCGGGCACGGAAAACCAGUCGACAUCUGGGCAAUUGGCGUCAUCACGUACUUUCUUCUGUGCGGCUACACGCCGUUCGACAGAGACUCGAAUCUGGAGGAGAUGCAAGCCAUCAUGAUUGCCGACUACUCCUUCACGCCGGUCGAGUACUGGCGCGACGUGUCCGAGACGGCGCGGGACUUUAUCCGCCGCUGCCUGACGAUCGACCCGCACGCGCGCAUGACGGCGCACGAAGCGCUGAACCACCCGUGGAUCCGAGAAGAGGACGUGGCUGCGCCCAAGGCCAAGUCGGCGGAGAGCAAGGACGGCAAGGUCGAUCUGCUGCCGACGGUGCGCAAGAACUUCAACGCGAGGCUGAAGCUGCACGCGGCCAUCGACACCAUACGUGCCAUCAACCAGCUGCGCGCCGGCCAGGCUGCCGCCACCAUGAUGAAUGGAGCGAAGAGCGCCGAGCCGGAGCGAGGGCAGCCUGGACCGCCGCUUCCUGCGCAGCCGAAGGAGGAGAUGGAGGGACUGGAGGCCACCGGCGAGCUUGGCAGCACCGACGUGUCGCAGGCGGCAGAGGCGGCUGCCAAGAGCGCACAAGAUCGGAUGGACAUCGACCCACGAGGCCAUGGCCGCGGCCAGACAGAGGAGCAGAUCAAGGAGCAAGAGCGAAGGAUUCAAGAGACGACUGCCAGCCUUUGGGGUAGGCGAUGAUCUCGCAAAUCGUGCACCUCCAUCCUGCUUCUGCCGCUGCCGCUGCCACUGCCGCCGCCGUCGCCGCCGUCGCUGCUGCUGUGCUCGUGUCGGCGAUGUUGACGACGUUGCCGCCAUGCGUCUCUUAGCAACCACGCGAGUGGGGAGAGGGGGUAACCAAGGUAAGCCGGUCAGGCCGAACGGACAGGAACAAAACCCCAAGGGCAGACUUCUUUGGAGAAGCAAAAGGGCGGGGAAGAGAACGUGUCGUUGAUCACCCCCCUCCCUUUUCACCCUUUUUUCCCCUUUUUCCCUCCUCCUCCUUCUCUCCCUCUUCCUUUUCUUCGUUUUCUUUCAUAUGACAUCCGCCUGCGUCAUGUACAUGUUCACGCGCGAUACGAUGCCGACGACGACGACGACGAUGACGACAAUGAGGAUCAAAGACGAAAAGGUACUUGGAUACCCUGUUCCCUUUUCCCACCCCCGCCCCCUUUUUUGGGACGAAUGGUAGAGCACGAGACGAAGAGGAAUAAUCUUUUUUUUUGGUUUGUUUGUUUUAAUUUGGAAAAGAGAGAAAAAAAAAUUAUUGCGUCACAGACAGACUAUUGACUUUUAUCCAUUUUCAACCCGGUUUUUCCCCUUUUCUGCUUUCUUUCAUCUGUUUUUUAUUCUUUCUUUCUUUUUUUUUCUCUCUCUCUCUC